AUGUCCUCUGGUUUGCAUUCACCCGACUUGAUCCGUGAUAUAAUGAGUUCGCAUAGCAGAUCGGUGUUUGACCUUUUCCUCCUGAGAGGACGGGGGGCUGGCGGCGACGGUGAUCGCUUCAUCUUGGAGAUUAUUUUGGCGAGUCUGGCGAGUUCCUUUGAGUUGUCUGCAAUGUCCUUUCUGUAUGCGGCGUUUCUUGCAGCUCUGUCGGCCUUGGCGGCUUCCAACGCUGAUUGCUCUGCUUGCUCUGGCUUUGAUGACUGGGACGUAUUUGCUGAUCCUGAUGGUUGUGAUGAUCCUGAUGCAUACGAUGAUCCUGAUGCAUAUGAUGAACCUGAUGCAUACGAUGAACCCGAUGCCUUGAAAGUCAUUGCUGAUCUUGAUCCUGAUGCAUACGAUGAACCCGAUACCUUCGAUGCCAUUGCUGAUCCUGACUCAGAUGGCUGUGACGACCCUGAUGCCUCUGAUGCCAUUGCUGAUCCCGAUCCCGAUGCCUCUGGUUCCUCUGCCAGCUCUUUUCCCUUCGGCCGCAACUCCAAGUCUUUUUCAACUGAGCUAUCCAUCAUCAACGUGAUAUCAAGGCGGUACUAUAAGAGGUAA
Messenger RNA from Trichoderma aggressivum f. europaeum, 600 nucleotides. RefSeq lists its product as uncharacterized. The record is from RefSeq and is a predicted model, not a curated record. The transcript has a single exon. NCBI's taxonomy places the organism in Eukaryota, Fungi, Ascomycota, Sordariomycetes, Hypocreales, Hypocreaceae. The coding region runs from base 1 to 600 and encodes 199 amino acids.